Macroventuria anomochaeta is the source of this 1581-nucleotide messenger RNA. Its product is annotated as cytochrome P450. NCBI's taxonomy places the organism in Eukaryota, Fungi, Ascomycota, Dothideomycetes, Pleosporales, Didymellaceae. The coding region runs from base 1 to 1581 and encodes 526 amino acids. The record is from RefSeq and is a predicted model, not a curated record. The transcript has 4 exons. Gene Ontology annotation, molecular function: oxidoreductase activity, acting on paired donors, with incorporation or reduction of molecular oxygen; heme binding; monooxygenase activity.
AUGGUUUUUGUAUCGUCUACCGGCCUCGUUCUGCUAUUUGGCUUUGUCGCCGCGUACUUCAUCAACAAACUUGUCAACUCGAAGAAACAUGAACAUCCUUUACCGCCGGGUCCCAAGGGUCUUCCUUUGCUUGGAAAUGUCAACGACUUACCGAAGCCAGAGGGUGGACUUGAAGCUCAUCAUUGGCUAAAGCACAAAGACGAAUACGGACCGAUCAGCUCUGUUACUGUUCUUGGUCAAACAAUUGUCAUAAUCAACGAUGCGCAGAUUGCACUUGAGCUCCUCAGAGACCGAACGCAGCACCAAGCUCGACCUCAUCUGGUCUUUGCGAGUGACAUGAUCGGAUGGAAGAACACGUUGGCGUUCAGCGGCUACACGGACAACUUCAAGAUUCACCGAAAGAACAUCGCCAGUGUUGCUGGUAGUAACACAUCUCUCAAGCUCUUCGACCGCGCCCAGGAAGAGGAAUCUGUCCACUUUCUGCUCAAUGUCCUCGACUCGCCAGAAAAUUUGUUCGACCACAUCAAGAAAGAGGCUGGUGCCGUCAUUCUCAAGAUCACAUAUGGAUACACUGCGGAGCCCAAGGGCAAGGACCAUCUUGUUGACAUGGCUGGCAAGGCAAUGCACGAGUUUUCCGAAGCAACGAUUGCCGGAAAGUGGCCAGUGGACAUUAUGCCAUUCUUGCGAUAUCUUCCCGAUUGGUUCCCAGGCGCCAGUUUUAAGCAGAUCGCCCGCGAUAUGGCCCACCAGUUGGAACAGACUACAGAACAGCCCUACGAAUUCGUGAAGCAGCAAAUGCGCGAGAAGAAGCAUAAAACCUCCUUCCUCUCCCAGGCUCUCGAGAAUAUCGGCACAGACGCAGGAAUGGAACGCAUCCACAAGUGGUCCGCAUCUUCAAUGUACCUUGGUGGCGCCGACACUACCGUCUCCUCCUUGAUGACAUUUUUUCUUGCCAUGACCGUGUUCCCUGAGGUUCAGAAGAAGGCCCAGGAAGAGCUCGAUCGUGUUAUCGGCGGCAGCCGUCUGCCAAAUGCAACCGACAAGGGUAGAUUGCCUUACAUCGAGGCCGUAGUCAAGGAGACUCACCGCUGGCACCCUGUUGCGCCUCUGGCGUUGCCGCAUGCUGCUACACAAGACGAUGUCAUCCGCGGGUACAGAAUUCCUAAGGGUGCAUUAAUAUUACCGAACAAUUGGUGGUUCACUCACGACCCAGCCGUUUAUGCUGACCCAAUGACCUUCCGCCCUGAGCGCUUCCUCGGCGAGACACCCGAACCCGAUCCUCGCACCUGGACUUUUGGCUACGGUCGCCGUGUCUGUCCAGGUCGUUACGUUGCUGACAACGCGCUAUUCAUCACCAUCGCGCAAUCACUGUCGGUGUUCAAGAUCGAGAAGUUGGUCGAGAACGGCAAGGUUGUGGAACCUGAACUGAAAUUCGAGCCCGGUGUCGUCAGCCAUCCAAUUCCGUACAGGACGAGCAUCACGCCGAGAAGCGAGAAGUGUGCGCAGCUGAUUAGGGACGCGGAGACAGAGUAUCCAUUUGAGGAGAGUGAUGCUCAGGCGUUGAAGAACAUCAAGGUGUAG